Messenger RNA from Drosophila virilis, 7667 nucleotides. RefSeq names its product Calcium-independent receptor for alpha-latrotoxin (gene Cirl). Lineage: Eukaryota; Metazoa; Arthropoda; Insecta; Diptera; Drosophilidae. Gene Ontology annotation, cellular component: plasma membrane. The record is from RefSeq and is a predicted model, not a curated record. Gene Ontology annotation, molecular function: G protein-coupled receptor activity; carbohydrate binding. Gene Ontology annotation, biological process: cell surface receptor signaling pathway; adenylate cyclase-activating G protein-coupled receptor signaling pathway.
UUCUGAAAGAAAGUUGUGUGUGAUUUAGGCUCGCAUCAUAAAAUAUAAAACGGCAUUAAACAAUUGGCUUUAAAUAUCCAGUUAAUAAGAGAAUCAAUCUUCUUGCACGGCUUAAUGCCAGUGAACAAUUUGUGUGCAACUAUCAAUUGAAUAAAAAGCUGAAAAUCGAAAAUAAAUGCCACGAAAAACGCGACCCUAAUUCAAACCAAAACCAGUUUUCAUUCCGAAGCGAAUUUCUCAACUUCGCCGUCUCAAAUACAUCUCAUACGUCAGCAAGUGCAGUCGCGUUCACCAAUAGUUAAGAAAAACUACAAAUCAAUUUUUAAAAAACUGCAAAUAGUUAUAAUUUUCGUUCAAAUAACAAGCUUGCUCUUAAACCAAAAACUAUAGUUAUGGGUGCUGUGCCGAAAAACGUACUCAAAAAUUCAUAUGAAAGUGCUGAGAACAAAGACCAAAAAGGGUGCUCCGCUGGCAUAAGCAGCGCAGUCUCUGCUGCAGCUGAAAAAACUUGAUUGUGUUAGUGUGCGUUUGUAUGCGUGUGACAAAGGAGCAGCGCAGCCAGCGUCAAAUUUUCUCUACAUGGGACUGCACUUCUACGAAUGCAAUUUGAGUGUACAAAGAAAACGAGUCUGUUCGCUGGAAAAGCGACAAAUGAAGGUUGUGGCUCGUUCGUAACUUACUUUGACAAUGGCGUCCAACAAAUUGGGAACUGUGUUCAAUAAACUCGGACAGCAAUUGAUAACACUCGAGACGGAGGCCGACCUGCGAGUUGAUUGGGCAUUGGGCAUUGCCUGGCAGGAUUUGCACCCAAAUAUCAAACCGCCUACGCCUGCGAAGGUAAGAAACUCACCAUUGAAUGCGAACCAGGCGACCUAAUCAAUUUGAUACGGGCCAACUACGGUCGCUUCUCAAUUACUAUCUGCAAUGAUCACGGCAAUGUGGAGUGGAGCGUCAAUUGCAUGUUUCCCAAGAGCCUCACAGUGCUAAACUCAAAAUGUUCUCACAAGCAAAGCUGCAGUGUUUUGGCGGCCACCAGCAUGUUUGGUGAUCCCUGUCCAGGCACACACAAAUAUUUGGAAGCACACUAUCAAUGCAUCUCGGCGGCACAGACAUCAACGACUACCAAUAGGCCUAGCCCACCGCCUUGGGUACUCAGCAAUGGGCCGCCAAUAUUCGGCAAUGGUAGCGGUCUUAUACAGGCACCACCACCACCGCCGCCGCGUCUACCCAGCCUGCCAGGUGUGGUGGGCAUUCAUGGCAUCAAUGCAGUGCCGCCCACGCACUCUACGCCCAGCAGUAGCACGGCGACGCUGCCUGGUGGAAGACUCAAAGGCGUUACCAGUGCUACGACCAAGCACCCGGGUGGUCGACAUGAUGGAUUGCCGCCACCACCUCAAUUGCAUCAUCAUCAUCACCACACGGACGAGACCGUACCCACCAAGUCCAGCAGCAGCGGUAGCACUGGCAAUGUUACGUCUCCAUCCAACACACGCAUUUUAACGGGCGUGGGUGGUGCCGGUAGCGACGAUGGCACACUGCUCACUACCAAAAGUUCCCCUAAUCGCACACCAGGCACUGUGGCCAGUACUACAAAUAGCAGCUUAAGUAUUGGUGGGACUGGAGCAGGCGGUGUGGUGCGCACUAUAAACAAUAUUAAUUUGAAUGCGGCUGGUAUGGGCACAGAUGAUGAGUCUAAAUUGUUUUGCGGUCCGACGCAUGCCCGCAAUCUUUUCUGGAACAUGACUCGCGUAGGCGAUGUCAAUGUACAGCCAUGUCCAGGCGGUGCAGCCGGCAUUGCGAAAUGGCGCUGUGUCUUGAUGAAGCGUCUACCGGAUGCGGGCUACGAUGAAUAUGACGAUGAUUUGCCAGUUGCCAGCAGCACAACUCCAAUACCGCCCAGCUCUGCAGGUGAUUGCUUGCACAACAGCAGCAGCUGUGAGCCGCCAGUUAGCAUGGCACAUAAGGUCAACCAAAACCAGCGUCUCCGUAACUUUGAACCCACGUGGCAUCCUUUAACGCCGGAUUUGACGCAGUGUCGCAGUCUUUGGCUGAAUAGCCUCGAAAUGCGUGUUAACCAACGCGAUUCUUCAUUAAUUUCGAUUGCCAACGAUCUAUCCGAGGUAACCAGCAGUAAGACGCUGUAUGGUGGCGAUAUGCUCGUCACUACGAAGAUCAUACAAACCAUGUCUGAGAAGAUGCUUCACGAUAAAGAAACGUUUCCCGAUCAGCGGCAGCGUGAAGCUAUUAUUAUGGAGCUGCUGCACGGCGUUGUCAAAACUGGUUCCAAUUUACUUGACGAAUCGCAACUAUCUUCUUGGUUGGAUCUCAAUCCAGAGGAUCAGAUGCGCGUUGCCACCUCCUUGCUAACUGGUCUUGAGUACAACGCUUUUCUGCUAGCCGAUACCAUAAUCAGGGAGCGCAAUGUAGUGCAGAAGGUCAAAAAUAUAUUGCUCUCUGUCCGCGUUUUGGAAACAAAAACAAUUCACGGCAGUGUCGUAUUUCCCGACUCUGAUCAAUGGCCGCUUAGCUCCGAUCGCAUUGAAUUGCCUCGCUCAGCACUAAUCGAGAACAGCGAGGGCGGCCUGGUGCGCAUUGUGUUUGCGGCCUUUGAUCGCCUGGAAUCCAUAUUGAAGCCAAGCUAUGAUCACUUCGAUUUAAAGAGUGCACGCAGCUAUGUGCGAAACACAGCUAUAUUAUCCAACGAUAGCGAUGCCGCCACUGGAGAUAUGCAGCAGCGUAUUCGUAUACUCAACAGUAAGGUAAUCUCAGCCAGUUUGGGCAAGGGACGCCACAUUCAGCUGUCGCACCCGAUAACACUAGUGCUAAAGCACUUGAAAACGGAAAAUGUCAGCAAUCCCACCUGCGUUUUUUGGAACUACAUUGACCACGCUUGGUCCGUCAAUGGCUGCAGUCUCGAGUCUACGAAUCGCACGCACAGCGUCUGCAGCUGCAAUCAUUUGACCAACUUUGCAAUACUUAUGGAUGUCGUCGAUGAGCAUCAGCACUCGCUAUUCACCAUGUUUGACGGAAAUAUGCGUAUAUUUAUCUACAUCAGCGUCGCUAUUUGUGUUGUUUUCAUCAUAAUAGCGCUGCUCACACUGAAGCUCUUUAAUGGCGUCUUCGUCAAGUCUGCACGCACCUCGAUAUAUAGCAGCAUUUACAUUUGCCUGCUGGCCAUUGAGCUGCUCUUUCUGCUGGGAAUUGAACAGACCGAAACAAGCAUUUUUUGUGGGUUCAUAACUAUCUUUCUGCACUGUGCCAUACUCUCGGGCACCGCCUGGUUUUGCUACGAAGCCUUCCAUUCGUACUCCACGCUCACAUCUGAUGAGCUGCUCCUGGAAGUGGAUCAAACGCCAAAGGUUAACUGCUAUUAUCUGUGGUCAUAUGGCCUCUCACUAACUGUCGUGGCCAUUUCCCUGGCAAUCAAUCCGAGCACCUACACGCAAAAUGAUUACUGUGUCCUUAUGGAAGCCAAUGCGCUCUUCUAUGCAACAUUUGUGGCACCCAUUUUGAUAUUUUUUGUGGCGGCCAUUGGCUACACAUUUUUGUCGUGGAUCAUCAUGCGUCGCAAAAGUCGUACUACAUUGAAGACAAAGGAGCACACGCGUCUAGCCAACGUGCGCUUCGACAUACGCUGCUCGUUUGUGUUUCUGUUGCUCCUGAGCGCUGUUUGGUGCUGCGCCUAUUUUUAUUUGCGUGGCGCCAAACUGGACGAGGAAGUGGCCACCGUCUAUGGCUACUGCUUUAUCUGUUUCAACACGAUGUUAGGCCUCUACAUAUUUGUGUUUCAUUGCAUACAAAACGAGAAGAUACGGCGCGAGUAUCGCAAGUAUGUGCGCCAACACGCCUGGCUGCCUAAGUGCCUGCGUUGCUCAAAAACAUCCAUUUCCUCUGGCGUUGUCGCUGGUAAUGGCGGGCCAGGCGUUGGAAACGUCGCCAACAACUCCGCUGGUACACUUUCCAAGUCAAAGUCAAAAUUGCCGCUGAGCGCAACCGACGAAGCUCGAGCUGUGGAACAACAGCAGCAGCAGAAAGAUGUGCCAGCCGCCGACGAUGCAAUCAUCAUGGGCGCCGGCUCCGACAGCGAGCUAAAUGAAGCCCAGCAGCGACGCACGCUCAAAAGUGGGCUUUUAACAGGCAGUUUACAGCCAACGCCAGUUGGUGCGGUAGUGCUCGAGCGAGGAACAUUGCGCUCUACUGGCAUGGCUAGCGUGGGACAUGCAUCACCCACAAGCUCUGCUGGUUCGACGCAUCUUAUAUUUGCACAUAAACAGCAACAACAGCUCCAACAGCCGGGCGAGGCCUACUAUCAUCAGCCAGACUACUACAGCUGGAAGCAUCCGCAGGCAGGUCAGCGAGAAUACUACAACAAUACUGGAGUCACUGCUAAUGCAGGAAUUGGAGGCGCCUCACCAUCACAGGCGCAUGAGGUAUUUUACUGGACGCAAAAACACAACAACCAACACGGCAAAAAGAAGCGCGGAGGAAAUGCCGGCGCUGUGCCCGCCUCGCCUAGCGGCUCUCUCCACAGCCGUGUUACGGCCGCCUCCCAGGUGUUAUUUUACCCAUCGUACAAGAAAACCAGCGGCUUGAAACAACCACCAGCAACUCAAGCUUAUCCACACUAUGCCGAGGCACUGGACCCACCCAAUGCAGCUUACUACCAGCAACAGCUACAGCAGCAGCAGUUGCGUCAGCAACGUCAGCAGCAACAGCAACAGCUAUCCUCGGAUGAAGAGCAGGCGGAACAGCAUGCACACCUAUUGCACUUGCAGCAUCAGCAGCGACGUGCCGGUGGACCACAACUGCCAGCGCCUCCGCCACACAUGGCGCAGUACCAACAGGAGUUGUUAGCGCAACAGCAGCGCCAACAGUAUAGAAAUAAGCAUUCCAACUGUGAUCUUAGCCAGGGGAUGGGCUUAGGAAAAGGCAUGGGCAUGGUACUCGGCGAUGCCUAUUACAAUCAAGGCGGGAGCAGCAAUGGUGGCGGUGAUGGUGGGCCAGUUUAUGAAGAGAUUCUGAGUAACCGAAAUUCAGAUGGGCAACACUAUGAAGUUGGUGACUUUGACGUGGAUGAAGUGUAUAACAACAGUGUUGGUACGGGCGUCUUUAACAGUAUGCGCGCCGCGGUAGCUGCCGGAGGCAAUCGCUAUUGUGGUGGUAGUCUUAGCGGAGGAAGCGUUACCUCUAGAAAUCAACAGCAGCAACAAAAACAGAAGCAGCCGCCACGACGUUGUGUAGCGGAUGAUGAUGACGAUGAUGAUGAUGAUGAGUAUGAUGACGAGGUGACGGCAGCGGAACAGCUGCACGACAGCGUCUGUGAUGAUGAAGAUAAUGAUAGCGAUAUUGAUGACGAUACUCACGGAUUGCCGCCUCAAAGUGAUGAGCGCAUGCGUCGUCUAAUGGCGCUUCAGGACGAGGAUUUUAAGCGGCGGUUUCAACGCCAGCAGCGAAAAAAUGGCUUACCCUUGGAUUAUGGGGCGUCGGCCCAAACAGCAUCAAUAAACCAUCCAGAACACAAUGGAGCGGUUUUUGGGGUUAGCGGCGGCGUUGGUGAGGGCUCCAUGCGUGGCGCAUACCGGCAACAACAGCAACAGAAUGCCAAGUCACCGAGCGCACGUUUGGCGGUAAACGAGCUAUUUGGCCAUGGUAAUGCAGGACCGCCGCUGCCACCGGCCAAUCAGACGCCCGCACAAAAGCGUCAGCAGCUACAAAAAUUAUCACCGCAGUCCACAACAUCUUCGUCGUCGCACACAUCACACAGCAACCCGCAACAUGCUCCUGCACACCAUAUCCAGCAUCAACAACACCACCAGCAACAGCAGCAGGCGCGUCAUUUAUCGGCUAUGCUGGAUGAGAAUAAUACUGUGCGCUGCUACCUGGAGCCAUUGGCCAAGUAAACAGCAAGAGUAUCAGUAGCCGACAGCAGCCCUCCACACAUUGCAUGGCAGGCAGCUGAUCGUUGUCUUAGGCAAAAAUUGUAGCUUAGGUUUAGCUAUACCUCUAGUAUUAGUCAUUAGUCGAAAUAUGGAGCAUUGUGUGAAACAACAUGCUGUCAUGUCAUGCUAUACGUGCAGUGAUUCGAGAAUCCCAAAACUUUAUAUGUAUAUGUAACUCAAUUAGACCAUAGGCUAAACAACCAACCAACCAACCAACCAAUGCGGAGCAAAACAAAUUCAAUAUGAAAAUUAAAUGGAUAUUGUUGUCGCUCACAAUUUAUACAACUCGAUAUAUAAAUGUAUGUACUGUAUGUAUAUGUAUAAUGUAAUAUGUAAUGUAUAAUGUAUGUGAAGCGCAUACAUGUCACCCACAUGCCAUUUUUAAGUAGGUUACCAAUUACUAUACCAUAUGUGUAUAUGUGUAUAAGAUCUGAGAACUAUAUGUAAAUGAUAUUUAGGGCGAGCAUAUUAUGUAUUUUAUGUAAUUUAUAGGGCGUAUAUUGUUUAUUUCUUUUUUUCGCUAAUUAAUAACUUAGGAAAACAAUAAUUUUUGCUUAAGAUUUGUUUCAAAUUUAUAAACCAACUGAGAAAAUCGAAAAACGAAAAUGGGAAAUCGUUUUUUCGCAACGUGCUGUAAAUUAAGCUUAGAUGCACUAACGUUCAUUUCCCACGCUGACCCUAAAUGUGAAACAAAUCUUAUGCGCAUGGUUUUUAUUUAUUUCUAAUUCGAUUUGUAUGCCAUUUGUUAUUGCAUUUCUUUUAAACUUAUUUUAAGAGAUCCAGCAAAGCAUUUCAAGUGUACAUUUUCAUCAAUAUGCUUUAAGCACAAAUAUAGGGCAUUUAUUUUGUACCAUUCUUUUCUUUUUUUUUUUUAAUAAAAAGAAUUAGUAGAGCGCUUUACUAUAUGUACGAGACAAGAAAUGUUAUUGAUAUUUAAAUGUCUUUAGAAUUAGCAUUACAAGCAUGCUAAGUACAUAACUCCACAGUCGGAGGAAACCCGAAACAGUAAAAUAUACCUACUUAUAUAGUAAAGAAAGAUUUCAACCAAACCUCACUUGUUAACUAGGAACUAACUGUAAAACUCUUUAAACUAGCUAACACAAACUGAACUAUAAAGAGACACCUUUGUUUCCCUAAACGGCUCUAGAGAAUUUCCGCGCAUGUGUACAAAAACCAAAUAAAGACAAAAGCAAAGUGCAAAAUAUAAUAUUACCAAAUAUUUCGUAACACGCGAAAUACGCGUUAACUAAAUAUAUACUGCCUGCACAGCUCUCCUUCACCCAAGCAUGAAACACAAAUUACCAUUAAUAUAAAAAUCAAGCCUACUUCAAAUGCCAGUUAGAAUGCAACAAAUAAGAGAUCACAACUUAUUAUGAUGAGCACAAAUAGACAACAAAUUACUUCUAAAGCACAAAGAUGCUUCUAAAUUUUAUAUACAAAAAAAAAAAACAAAAACAUAUGUUUACUAACAGCAUUAAAUUUAAAUAGGUAUAAAUGGAUUGCAAAAUGGCAACAGGCAGUGAAGUGGUAUUGAUGCAGUUGGGCAAAGCAGCUGGUAAAGCAGAAUAAAGAGAAACUAAAUGAAUCUAUAAUAAAAACAGAAAUAUUGAAUGUAUAGUGUUGCGCCUCCUAGUACUUUAAAUAUAUUGAUCAAGAAUAUAUAUCUGAUAUGAGUAUAUAUGUAAAUGGAUAUUUAUGAUUAUAAUGCAAAGCAAAUGCCGAUAUCUA